AUGAACACGUGUCGGAUGACAUUCAAGUUCAAACCUCCUAUUCAAGUGUUGGUAGAUGCAGACAGUAUCCUUGAAGCGGAAAAGACAAAGUUUGAUAUUAAUAAAGGAAUCGAUAGAACGAUACAAAUGGAGACGAAAUGUUUUAUUACACAGUGCUGUAUUAAUCAUCUUUAUGAAACAGCCAAUCAGCCAGCUAUAGAUAUUGCCAAGACGAUGGAAAAGAGACGAUGUCAUCAUGACGAGACCCUUUCGUCGUACGACUGCAUCAAGUCCAUCACUAAUGUUGAUGGACAGAAUAAGUUUAGAUAUGUUGUUGUGACACAGGAUGAAGAACUUCGAAAAGAACUAAGACGUAUUCCGGCAGUGCCAUUGAUUUAUCUGAAUCGAUCGGUGAUGAUUAUGGAGCCGAUGUCCCCUGCUACGAGUCGAGUGGUCGAAUUGGUUGAGAGAAAGAAGUUGACUGGAGGAUUAAAUGAUGCCAGGCAUGCUGGCUUAAUGGAGGAUGAAGGUAAGAAGAGAAGCAUUGGGUCGAAUGGGUCAGAAGUGAUAGCAAAGAAACAUAAGAAAGGGCCUAGGGGACCAAAGGAGCCUAAUCCACUUAGUGUGAAGAAGAAGAAGAAAGUCGAAGUGAUAGAGAAGGUUGAGAAGAGGCGAAGAAGAAGGAGGCAUGGGGGGGGAGGAAAUGACGAAGUGUCUGAGGGAAGAGGUGAGGAAGAGCCCGAGGGAAGAGGUGAGGAAGAGCCCGAGGGAAGGGGUGAGGAAGAGCUUCAGCCUGACGAUGUGCCCGAGAAAGUACCCGAGAGUGCCUGA
This is a messenger RNA of Brettanomyces nanus, 810 nucleotides long. RefSeq lists its product as uncharacterized. The transcript has a single exon. Gene Ontology annotation, cellular component: small-subunit processome; nucleolus. Lineage: Eukaryota; Fungi; Ascomycota; Pichiomycetes; Pichiales; Pichiaceae. Gene Ontology annotation, molecular function: small ribosomal subunit rRNA binding. The record is from RefSeq and is a predicted model, not a curated record. The coding region runs from base 1 to 810 and encodes 269 amino acids.